CCGCAUGUUCUGCCGACGCGCGACACCAGAAAUCCCGAAAUCGUCAGAUCCUUAUGAUCGGAUACACACUUCACAAAUACUAAAUACUAGGCCUGAAAAUUUAUCUCACUUUCCCCCUUAAAUCAUCGAAACUCGCAGUCGUGACAGGCGCUAUGUCUGAACCGAACCCCACACAAGUCCUCAAGCAACUCCAGGAACUACAACAAGAGCAUGGCGAUUUGAAGACACAGUUGAACAUCAUUCGAAUCAGCGAACCGAUUUUUUCUCCGACUGCCGAGACACAGACGGCUUCCCCAUCGAAGCGUAAUUCAGAUGUUUCUACCCUCGAUAACCCGACACCUGCCUCGUUAGAGGCAGAUCUAAGCCACUAUAAAGAACUGUUCUCGAAGCUACGGUUCUCCUAUGUGGAGCAGGUGACAAAAGAGAAAUUCUUGCGCGCAAUCGUGGGUGACCCUCCUUUGGUCGUUGGUCACAAUGAAAACGUCGAACUCGAAGCGCAACUAGCCGAGGUGAAGGCGGAGCUUCGUGCGCGGAAAGAAGAGGUCCGGAGUAUGACCGAAGAGAUGGAGAAGACAGGCAGGGACUUGGCGAAUCGUUACAAGAACGUGCAAUUGCAGUUAACUAAGCUUUCGACAUUACCGGAAUCAAUCGAGAACCUCGAAGCAACUAUCGAAGAGCUACGUGCUAAACAAGUGACCGAUACAGACGCGUCAUCAUCCCAGAGGUUGCCUCUACCGGCUACGCUGAAGCUUUUGUCGGAAAGGGAGGCCGAACUUGCGGCGCUUGAUCGACAACUUGCAGCGGUGCAAAAUGUUUUGCCCCGCAAGACUAGAGAGGCCGAGGCGGUGGAGCGUGAAUUAGGUGUUCUAGAACGCCGGAAGGCAGAAGCCAUAGCGCAGGCGCAGGAACUUCAGAGGAAGAAGGAAGAGGGCGAGAGCGAUGGACUCGAGAAAAUGGGAAGAUGGUACAAAAGCGCGGAGGAGACGCUGAAGAAAUUGGUUGGCGUAUAAAAAUAACGAAUUGUGAUAUGAGAGAGGACUACUACUUGAUGCAACGGCGUUUGGUGUUCAUACCCUUGAAUACAGUGAGGGCGGCAAAGGUUGAAGAAUAUGCAUUACUGAUUACACUGAUUACGCAGGAAAC
Messenger RNA from Aspergillus saccharolyticus JOP 1030-1, 1143 nucleotides. RefSeq lists its product as uncharacterized. The transcript is spliced from 3 exons. Gene Ontology annotation, biological process: protein localization to kinetochore; kinetochore assembly; attachment of mitotic spindle microtubules to kinetochore. The coding region runs from base 153 to 1010 and encodes 285 amino acids. The record is from RefSeq and is a predicted model, not a curated record. NCBI's taxonomy places the organism in Eukaryota, Fungi, Ascomycota, Eurotiomycetes, Eurotiales, Aspergillaceae. Gene Ontology annotation, cellular component: kinetochore.